Myxocyprinus asiaticus (Chinese sucker) is the source of this 3124-nucleotide messenger RNA. Its product is annotated as ADP-ribosylation factor GTPase-activating protein 2-like. Bases 53 to 1708 code for a protein of 551 amino acids. Gene Ontology annotation, molecular function: GTPase activator activity. Gene Ontology annotation, biological process: COPI coating of Golgi vesicle. The transcript has 17 exons. The record is from RefSeq and is a predicted model, not a curated record. NCBI's taxonomy places the organism in Eukaryota, Metazoa, Chordata, Actinopteri, Cypriniformes, Catostomidae.
UCUUCAUUAAUCUGCUGUGGUUUCUGUGUUCACUCUGAUCAGUGUUGUCGAGAUGGCGUCGGAACCGAACAAGACAGAAAUUCUCACCAUUUUUAAACGACUGCGCUCCAUCCCCACAAACAAGGCCUGCUUUGACUGUGCUGCUAAGAAUCCGAGUUGGGCUAGUAUUUCCUAUGGCGUGUUUUUGUGCAUUGACUGUUCUGGAAUUCAUCGCUCCUUGGGAGUGCACCUAAGUUUUAUCAGAUCCACGGAGCUGGAUUCCAACUGGAGCUGGUUUCAGCUGAGAUGUAUGCAGGUUGGAGGCAAUGCCAACGCGAUGGCUUUUUUUCGUCAGCAUGGCUGUACCACCAACGACACCAAUGCGAAGUACAACAGUCGUGCAGCUCAGAUGUACAGAGAGAAAAUUCGACAGCUUGCCAACGCUGCACUCUCCAAGUAUGGCACUGAGCUGUGGAUUGAAAGCUCCGGCUGUGCUCAGCCUUCACCUUCAGAGAAGAAAGACACUGAUUUCUUUGAUGAGCACACACAGCCUGCUAACAGCUGGGACAUGGCAUCACCAACACCAGCAGAUCAAAAUGGAGCCAUAACUUUAACCCCUCAACUGGAGCAGAGUUGUAUUAAGAUUUCAGAGACUACUAGCCCCCAGCCUGAAGAAGGUCCGAGUAUUGAAGGACUGAGCACAAGUCCUAAAGCCACAAUAGAGGACUCAAUGAGAUUGACGUCAGACGAGUCACAGCCUCAUAAAGAAGUAAAACCCUCCAUCAUUGGAAAGAAGAAGCCAACUGCUGCAAAAAAAGGGCUUGGUGCUAAAAAGGGUCUUGGAGCCCAGAAGGUGAGCAGCAAGAGCUUCACCGAGGUGGAGAAACAAGCACAGGUGGCUGAGAAACUGAGAGAGGAACAGGUUGCUGAGGCCAAGAAACAAGCCGAGGAAUCCACAGUGGCCUCUAUGCGACUGGCCUACAAAGAGCUAGAGAUUGACAGGAAGAUUGAGGAGAAGAAACUGCAGAACAUGGAGGGGAAGAAGAAGGAACAGGCGGAGAGGUUGGGCAUGGGAUUCGGCAACAGGAGUGCCGUGUCUCACUCUGUGAUGGCUGAGAUGCAGGUGAUUGAGCAGGAGACCCCGGUGGGAGUCAAAUCGUCCUCUCGCUCUAAGCUGGACAUGUUUGAUGAGCCUGGAUUUGCCUCCGGACCACCAAAGUACAAGGACAACCCUUUCACAUCAGGAGACAGUUUUGGGUCACGGUGGGACAACGAUGGAGCAUCAUCUUUCUCCUCCUGGGCUCUGGAGAAGGAGGAGCCUAAAGAGAGUGAGGUCACCAUCUCAAGCAUCCAGCCAAUCGGAGAAAGGUUGCCCAGCCGGCGGAAGCCCGAGGUGUCUGUGGCAGGCAUGGAGUCUAGUGAAGCACAACAGAAGUUUGCCAAUGCUAAAGCAAUCUCCUCUGACAUGUUCUUCGGCCGUGAGAGCAAUCCAGAGUAUGAGGCAAAGACUCGUCUUGAGGGAAUGUCUGGCAGUACCUCCAUCAGCUCUGCUGACCUCUUCGGUGAUGGCAGUGUCCGCUCCUCAGGCUCAUCAGGAUUCGACAGUGUGCUUCCCUCUGGUCCAGACAUUGCCCAGUUCAAGCAAGGUGUGAAGACUGUUGCAGGGAAGAUGGCAGUGCUAGCUAAUGGGGUUAUGAACACCAUUCAGGAUCGCUAUGGAUCUUAUUAACAGGACUGCAUUAGACUGAAAUGGAAGUCUCAUUGUACAAGAUGCUCAUCACUGCUGAUUGGAUCUGCUCUGUCUGUCUUACAUGAAUACACAAAUCCGAGAGAGACAAAAGACCUGGGAGCUCCCAAUCUCCCCCCAGACCACUUUAGACACUCUUGCUGACAGUAUUUUAGUUUACUUUUGGAAGACUUGUGUUUUAUUUUCUGAUAACAGAAGCACUGGGAAAAAGUGUAAAGUUUGUUUUCAUAAUCACAGUGCUCUCUGUUUUAACCAACGGGUCCUGUUUCUAUGCCAUGUACUGGUCUCUGAUUUCAAAUAGUGAUGGAUUUGAUAAGUAUUCUUCGGAAUUAAAUGUAACCUAUAGCGCUAAUACGUUCUCAUGGCCUUUUUUAUUUUUUUUAUUUUAACGAUGUCAUAUUAAGUCCACCAAGCAUUCAUUGAAUGAGGAAAGGGAACCAUAUGAAAAAAAAUGUGUUAUAGGCUUAUUUAUACAUUUUGCACCCAAUGAUUUACAUUUUGAUGCAUUACCAUGGUUUUAUUAAGACAGUUUUGAAUGACUGGUGAAGCGUGUUGCCUUUUGCUUAAGGUGACUUGACGUACAUCCUAAAGUUUAGGUUUAAUUUUCAGUGGUGUAUAAAAAUAACGGUAAUAUUGUGCAAUAUGUCCUCACAUGUCAGGGGUCAAGAUCUCAAGGUGUUUUGUAGAUGCAACUGCUUGAGUGAUACCUGGGAAUUUUUGGCUAAAUCAAGACUUAAAGACCAAACCAUGUUUGUUUCCAGCAUUCACUCACUCCCUUUUGAAAAUCCUCAGAAAACAGAAACCCAACUGAGUGACCAACUACCAAAAUUGAAAGGUGACGUGUUAUUUCAGCUCCACCGGUGGCACAAAGUGGAAUUGCAAUAUGUUUGAGUGGCCUAACUGGGCGGGACUUAAUAUUGGCUCAGCCAAUGGUGUGAGUCUGUGGCAGGUGAAAUGGAAUGAGAAUUUCAAAUUUGUAUGCAGACAGUCAUUAUUUUUGCAAUUCUGUUUGGUGCUGCUAGUUUAACGUAACACUCAGCGUUGUGCAGACAUGUUCAGUUUAAUAAAAUGACAGCUGACUAAAAAUGAAAAUAAUUUUAAAUUCACCUGUUUUUGUGAUGUAAUCAGUUCUCUGGCAAUGUGCAUGUGCAACACUGUUUACUAGUACAUGCAUUUUUUUUUUCUUUCUUUAUUUGGGAUUAUACCAGACUGAGCAGGGGAACAGUAUUUGUUUUUAAACUCCUCACAGAAUGUCUGCCUGUCUGUUUGUAUCCCAAUGCAAAAUUUGAAAAUAAAUAAACAAUCCAACAACAAUCUGUAAUAAAAACUAUUUAUUGUUGCCUGCUGAGCAAAAUGUAUUGACAUUUGUGUGAAUAAAGAUUGAAAUUCCCCACAAAA